GUAUUUUAAUUUUUUUUUGGAACGUCGGGUUCUGCUAAUUUAUCAUUGUGAAUAAAUUGAGUAUUUGAAAAAUCCCUAUUUUCGACUAACCGAAUCGCUUGAAGAUGAAUUCAAGCCAUUCAGCAAACCGGAAUUCGAGUGAAACGUAAAUUUUAGACUAGCAACUUCAUUGUAUGCAACAUUUUGUGGAAAUUUCCACUUUCAAAGAUCUGCUGCAGGCUCCAGAACUACAUUCAAAACGUCAAAGUGUCGAACAUUGGAUGCAUAUCGAAUUUCAGAAUUCCAGAUUAAUUCGGUAAACUGUCGAUUUCCUCCUCAUUUUUGGUUCUUCAAUUUGAAAAAUUCUAUAAAAAGUCGAAAAUGCGCCUCAGCCUCUGAAAUUUUAUGUAUUUUUGUAUUAUUUCCCUUUCAAAUUUGCUUUGUCUGGUGCAGACAUUUUUCGGUUUGUUAGGUUACCUCCUACGGUUCCCACUGGCGUUCUUAAACAUGAUUUUCUUGACAUAUUCAGCUAAAAAAAAUUGGUGAAAGUGAAUUUUCAAAUUGGACUAGUCGAAUGCGAAAGAAACACGAUUGGCGAGUAAAAUCGUAUUUUUAAGAUGUUAACGACACCAGCGAUCCUAAAAGAAUCCGAGUGUACUACCAGCAACCUGUUGUUGGAGCACGACUUGGCUUUACUUUGAUUCAUUAUUGAGGUACUUGGUACUUGCAUAUAAUCAAAUUUUAUGGUCUAUUACUGAAUGAAAGUUUUUUUCCUGCGAGUGAUGAUUAAUUUCAAAAUUGCUUGUCGUGGGUGACUUGAUGCCACUGAAGAACGAAUUUGUCUUUGAAUUUUGAUAGGCUGUGAAGACGUUAAACUGGUUGAAAGUUGUACCAAACAUUGGUUUGGAUUGAAAUAGUGUCUUGAUCAAGACCUGAAAAUGGCUGAAAUCAUGUCUGACGUGUUCGAUAUUUUUCAUCCAACUCCAGUUCCCCUGAGAGAGUUAUCAGCGAUGGUCAUUAGUCUGGAAAUAUGGCACUGCGAAAUAAAUAAAUACCGCUCGAGCAAUACAUUGAAAGAGUUUCAUCCAUCUGGUGAACUUAUCUCAUUGAAAACUAUACUCAUUCUCGAUUUACCAUCGAUGAUUUAUUCCACGAUUAAUAAAUAUGUCAAAAUAUUUGGAGAUUCGAUGAAAGGCUGGCUACGGGAACAUCAUUCAACAGUAUUUAAAUUUCAAUACGUCCAUGAAACCUGUAUAUUGGAAUACUUCAGAGAUUUCGUGUAUGAUUACGACGGAACCAUUCACUACGAGAGGACUGCCAAACGUAUGAUGCAGUGUGAUCAAUUCGAUGUGCAUCAAAAGUUCCUAAUUGCUUGUACGUAUUGUUUCGAAGACGAUAUCAUACGAAUUUGGCCACUUGGAUUGAAAAAGACGGACUCGCUGUAUGUAAACUAUUCUAAAAAUUCGCAUUUCAAGUACUGGAGCUAUUUUCUCGAAAAUGUUUCCAUGGAAGACGACUCGAUCGAAGAAGAGAUGCUUCGUGACUUCAUGCCUCUCAAUGGGCCAUCUUUGGAAUAUUUUUGGAAUCGUGUCCCACCGGAAAGUCGUUUACAAAAAGCUAUCGAUGUUUUUGUCCGUGAUUUACGAUCGUUUGUUCGGUACAUUCUACCAAAAUUGGACCAUCAGCAGCUCGAUGAAUUUCUCAAGCACAAUGGUUGUAAAUUGAUGUAUUCUCUGGUGAAAAAUUCUAUUUAUGAUGAAGAGUUUGUCUUACGUACGUGGGCAUAUGUUAAUAAUGCUACGAACGAGAAUGUUUUUACAAAUCUGCUUACGAAAAUGUUGGAAUGCGAGUUUAUGGGGUUCUUCAUGCGUUCCACAGUCGAAUCGGAUCCGGAUGACCGUGAUUUGGAAAACUUUCUUAAUUUAUGUCUUGAAGUAUGGAACAGUGCUCCGGAAAACUUGAAACAUUUGGCUGGUAAAAAAAUUGCAUCUAUUGUGGAAUUACUUCCACAUUAUCCUUCCGUGGUUUUCCUUCCGUUGCCCAUAAGAGAAUUUAAAUUAGUUUUGGCUAUUCUUUCAUAUGCCACUUAUGAGGAGAGAAACGCUUUUUGGCAUGGUGGCUGGCAUCAUUUGAUUUUUAAAACCCAAGAAAAAUAUUUGCAUCAAAUCAUGAAGGUGUGUUUUCAAAACGAAGAUGAGAUUACUGAAUUAAAAAAAAACGUUUUGGCCAAUAACAACCGGGUCGUUAAGUUUUGUAGAUCACUCUUGCGAGAUACGUAUUUUAAAGAACUGAAUGAUUUUGUAAGCUUUUUACUGCCCGAAACGCAAGCAACGAGAAAUUUCAAACAGCAAUUACUACAGUCCACUUUUCUCAAUGAUGGAUUUAAUGAUUCUUGCUUUAGUAUCGUCAAGAAACCAAAAGAGUUCGAUGAAUUUAUUAAAGAUGCUUACGACAGUGUCGUUCAGUCUACAAACUUUAAAAAUGAGCUAAUGUCGUCACCUUCAGUCCGAACGAGAUUGUCAAUCGAUGCUUUAUUUAUACGUAUAGAACAGUUUACUGAGUUUAUUGAGACUUUUGUCUCGACCGAGCGAAUUCUUCUAGGGGUGAAAACUCAUAUAAUUCAUUUUUUAAAAGAAGAAGGGGCUAAUUAUAAAUCUAUGGUACCGGUAUCUUCGUUUACCUCUCUUUUAUCAUGGUGUUUGGAAGGUAAUGAGGAAGCUUCAACACUUGAGUUGAGCUAUUUGUGAUCUAGUUUUGAAGGUUUUUUUCAUGGAUUCCUGUUCUGGGAUGAUUUUUAGAGCCAGAUUUUUACAUUCUGAUUAUCACUUAAGGAAUUGUUUUUUUUUUUUUUUUUUUUAAUUUUUCUAUUUUAUACUUAACUUCAUGUCAUUUAUGUGUAAAUAAUCCCUAUUUUAUACCUACGAGUAUUAUUGUAUUUCAAUCAUGUAAAUUAAUUAUAAUCAACUACGCAAAUGUAUUAGUGAAUUUAAUUCUCGCUCUUUCAAAAAUUACAUAAAAUGUUUGCUUUUUUGUAAA
Planococcus citri (citrus mealybug) is the source of this 3015-nucleotide messenger RNA. RefSeq lists its product as uncharacterized. Bases 918 to 2726 code for a protein of 602 amino acids. Lineage: Eukaryota; Metazoa; Arthropoda; Insecta; Hemiptera; Pseudococcidae. The record is from RefSeq and is a predicted model, not a curated record. The transcript is spliced from 2 exons.